UUAAUAAACAUGGAGUAAAGUAGUCGUAACUAUAAUCCGCGGUGUAACUCAUGAUUAGUGAAAUUCAGUAUUAAUAAAUGCAGAGUAAGCAGGGAGUAUACUAAUCAGACUUUACUCUCGGAGUAAAAGUUAAUCCUAGGUACCACAUAGUUUAACGACUGAGUAAGCAUAGAGUAGCUGUCUAUUUUGACGUUUCUUUGUAAUCUAUGGCUUUUUUCGGCUUUACCAUAAUUACCAUCGCAUCGCGUGUGAUUUAUCUGUUGUUCAAAGAAAAUGGAGAGAGAUUAUUUUAUUGACGAUUUAAGGGAUUUAGAUGAAUUAAAUGAGGUGGGGAACUUGAUGCCAUUAUUCAGGCAUGUAAAAUUUUAUAAAAUACGUAAGAAUCCACUGGAAGAACUUCAGGAAAAGGAUUUUAAAUCGAAAUACAGAUUUCAUCGAUCUACUGCAUGUUUUAUCAUCGACAUGGUGAAAAAUGACCUAGCUGGUGAUUCAAGAGGUGGCUUUAUACCACCCCAUCUGAAAGUUUUGGCAGCAAUUAGAACAUGGGCCCGUGAAGAGUUUCAAGAUGAUGCAGGAGAUAUUAGUGGAAUGAGUCAGCCAACAAUAUCACUUAUAUGCAAACAAGUUGCCUUGGCUAUAGUUGCUCAAAGAGCUCAGUGGAUUAAAAUGCCACAAACUGAUGCAGAGCAGAAUAAUGUGAUUGCUGGUUUUUAUUCAUUGUGUGGGUUUCGACAAGUGAUAGGGGCUGUUGACUGCACACAUAUGCGAAUUCCAAAAGUCGGUGGAGAUGUUGGACAGUACUAUAUAAAUAGGAAAGGAUACAGUUCAAUAAAUGUGCAAGUUGUGGCAAAUGCUAAUUUGGAGAUUAUGGAUAUAGUUGCUCAUUGGCGAGGCAGUACACAUGACUCUAGAAUAUUUAAUGAAAGUCGCUUGAAACAAAGAUUUGAGAGAUCAGAAUUUAAGGGCAGACUUUUAGGAGAUUCGGGAUAUGCUUGUACACCUUAUUUAUUUACUCCUGUCCUUCGCCCUACUACAGAAAAGGAAGAAAUGUAUAACAAGGCACACAUAAGGACCCGUAAUGUAGUGGAAAGAUGCUUUGGAGUAUGGAAGCAAAGGUUUCAGUGUUUGCUGAGAGGAUUUUCCACAAAAUUGCAAAACACAAAAUUAUAUAUUGUUACAUUGGCUGUACUGCACAAUAUUGCAAUGCACAGGCAAGAUCUAGAAGAAGUUGAAACAAGUGGUGACACUGAUGACACUGUUCCAGUAACUCCAGCAAUCAACACCUGCCUUAGAGGAAAUUCUGUACGAGCAGCCUUUAUUAAUGAGAAUUUUUAA
This is a messenger RNA of Leguminivora glycinivorella, 1335 nucleotides long. Its product is annotated as putative nuclease HARBI1. NCBI's taxonomy places the organism in Eukaryota, Metazoa, Arthropoda, Insecta, Lepidoptera, Tortricidae. The coding region runs from base 274 to 1335 and encodes 353 amino acids. The transcript is spliced from 3 exons. The record is from RefSeq and is a predicted model, not a curated record.